GGUUUUACUAGAAUCGGUUAAUAAUAAAUUUAAUUUGAGUGACAUUUACCAGGAAUAGUAAUUUGUAAGUAGAAAGCCCAAGAGUGAAAGUUAAAAAAGUAUAAUAUAUGAACUUGGAAAUCAAAUUGCUCAACUCUAAAAUAGGAUGAGUUUGAAUGAAAUACUCGCAGAUUCUCAAUGAGUUUCUGUGCUGUGCUAUUUUUUAAUCGGCAAAACUUGCACCGAUUCAGUUGAAAAGAGUGAUGCGAAACUAAAUAUCUCGAUCAACCGUUGCAAAUGUUUGCGGUGACGAGCACGGCGAAGCUCGGGAUCGAGGAUGAGCAUUUUAAGUCUGCUGUGACGAUCUCCAAGAAUAAGAAUGUCGCACGCAGGAAGAAUCGUCGUUGGGAUAACGACGAAAACGAUCCCAGAACGUUGCGCCUUAUGCGAGUUAAGGGAUUUCCACGGCUAUUGCCCGAAGGAAUUCUCGCCUUGGCCGAUUAUUGUCGAUGGCUUCGCGAAUUAUCUCUAUCGUAUGCUUUGCUGAGCGACGAGCUGCUCCUAGCGUUGUGCUCGGUAAAGCAAAUCCACUUGGAAACUCUACGAGUGGAGGCACACCCGGAAGCGAAGCCUCUUCCACGUGUUAGCGAUAAAGCGUGGUCUGCGCUUUCAAGUCGUUUGCCCGACAUAAAUCUUGCGCUAUUGUCUUACAUGACCGACGACGAUGAUCAAAAAUUACUCUUCACGUCGCACCUUCCUGUAACGCACUUGUAUCUCGGCGACGCAACAUCGGAAACUAUAAUGUCACGGAUAAGCAAGCAAUGUCCACGAUUGAUAGAGUUAGUUAUCGCCGCCUACGGGUCUGGUCCGAUUGAUCGGUUCCUGAUUUCCGUGGCCAAGGGCUGUUCGCGGCUCAGUGCCGUCAGUUUGGGCAAUUGUGAAAUUACUUGUUCUGGAUUAGCGAAAUUCGUUGCAUUGUGCGCACAUCGUCUGCAGGUACUGUAUGUUUCGGAAACAUCGCUGAUAGAAGAUGCGGACUUGGAUAUCGCUCAAGUGUCGACGAACUUAUCUUCGCUCCUUGGUCGAACGUGGGUACCAGAGUACGUACCAUUGUGGUAAUCUCCUGAGAAGUGAAAAAGAGGUUUCAACAAAGUUUACAGCCGCAACGGGAUACAUGACGAAAUAAAAUAUUCACGACGUACUUUUCUAUUUUUCACAGAUUACAUAAUAACUUACAAAGGUGUUGCAAUGUCGAACAGAAAAUUUAACUUAUUCACUUUUAUAUAAUGCUUAUAACAUUUGCAGUAAAGUACUAAAAAUCCGAAAUAUAGUCUCGAGACAUCUCACGCUCAAUAUCGUUCUGUAUGUUAAAUUAGCGGUAUCUCAGAAAUUAAUUGAUCGUUGCUGUUGAUACCAAAAAAUAGAAACUUUAUUAGAUUAUAAGAGUAGUUUUUUUUUAGAUGUAAUAUAUAUAUAAAAUAAUGUAACGUUAUACUAUAGCACUUAUCCACCAUCGUCGUGUAUGGCAGACCCGUGUAAUAUUCAAUAUCCAUCAUACGUAAUGUUAUGAUAUAACAGUCUGUAUAUACAUUAUAUCUACAUUAUAAUAUAAUAGAUGAUUGGGCAUUCAACAUUACGAUGUCCAGCAACAUUAACAGCAA
Molecule: messenger RNA, 1640 nt
Organism: Vollenhovia emeryi
Lineage: Eukaryota; Metazoa; Arthropoda; Insecta; Hymenoptera; Formicidae
Product: F-box/LRR-repeat protein 3-like
Exons: 4
Coding region: 277-1098 (273 amino acids)
Biological process (GO): SCF-dependent proteasomal ubiquitin-dependent protein catabolic process
Cellular component (GO): SCF ubiquitin ligase complex
Source: RefSeq, a predicted model, not a curated record